Molecule: messenger RNA, 3225 nt
Organism: Danio aesculapii
Lineage: Eukaryota; Metazoa; Chordata; Actinopteri; Cypriniformes; Danionidae
Product: gastrula zinc finger protein XlCGF57.1-like
Exons: 3
Coding region: 269-1477 (402 amino acids)
Source: RefSeq, a predicted model, not a curated record
UUUAAAGUUUGCGUUCGCGUAUCCUCCGAUCUGCAUCGCGAACUCCACGCCAGCGAAAGGACUUCUUAAAAGACACCAUCUUCCAAGCAUCAGAGAAGCUCACACAACGAGAGAGAGAAAGAGAAAGAGUGUCACAGUCCCACUCGCACUAAGCUCAGCUGAACAACUGGCACACACCAGGUCAGACUGGAAAGAUCCGACUGCAUCUCUUGACUUCUUGCCUUUUAUUCUUCAUAUUUUGGGUCUGUUUCAGAUUUAAACAGGUCUGAUGGAGGAGACACGCAGUCAUGUCAAAACAGAAGAGAAAACUGGCUCACUGAAGAGAAAAGAGGAAACAUGUUUGACCUGCACUCAGUGUGGAAAGAGUCUGAGAUGCCAACGGAGUCUCAGGAAUCACAUGAUGAUCCACACUGGAGAGAAACCGUUCACAUGUGUUCAGUGCGGGACGAGUUUCAGACAAAAAUCAACCCUUAUUAAACACAUGAAGAUCCACACUGGAGAGAAACCGUUCACAUGUGUUCUGUGCGGGACGAGUUUCAGACAUUCAUCAAACCUUAAUGAACACAUGAUGAUCCACACUGGAGAGAAACCACACAAAUGUGAUCAAUGCGACAAAACAUUUUUGAGGGCUCCAGAGCUGAGGAGACAUCUUAGAGUUCACACAAAGGAGAAACCUUAUUCAUGUUCCUGGUGUGAAAAAAGAUUUAAAUGUCAGCAAAGUUUAGAAACCCAUCAGAAGAUCCACACUGGUGUUAGAGAGUAUAUGUGCUUUGAGUGUGAGAAGACUUUUAUUACAGCUGGAGAACUGAAAUGGCAUCAGAGGAUUCACACUGGAGAGAAACUGUUCACAUGCGUUCAGUGCGGGACGAGUUUCAGACAAUUAUCAUACCUUAAUAAACAUAUGAAGAUCCACACUGGAGAGAAAACACACAAAUGUGAUCAAUGCGGCAAAACAUUUUUGAGAGCUUCAGAGCUAAAGAAACAUCUUAGAGUUCACACAAAGGAGAAACCUUAUUCAUGUUCUUGGUGUGAAAAGAGAUUUACAUGUCAGUCAAAUUUAAAAACGCAUGAGAAGAUCCAUGCUGGUGUGAGAGAGUGUAUGUGCUUUGAGUGUGAGAAGACUUUUAUUACAGCUGAACAACUGAAACGGCAUCAGAGGAUCCACACUGGAGAGAAACCGUACGUGUGUUCACACUGCGACAAGACAUUCAGUCUGAUAGGAAACCUCAACAAACAUCAGAGGAUCCACACUGGAGAGAAACCGUACGUGUGUUCACACUGCGACAAGACAUUCAGUCUGUUAGGAAACCUGAAAACGCAUCAGAGGAUUCACACAGGAGAGAAACCGUUCAAAUGUGUUCAGUGUGGGAAGAGUUUCAGUCAAUUAUCAAACCUUAAUCUACACAUGUUGAUUCACACUAAAGAAAAAACACACAAGUGUCACACAAAUGUGAUCAAUGCAGCAAAACAUUUUUGAAGGCUUUAAAUCUGAAGAGCCAUCUUAAGGAGGUCGCACACCAGAUGCGUUGCGUCAUGCAUUUUAGAAUUCUAAACAUAGGUUUCUAUCAGGGUAUACGCACCGGCACCGAGAGUCGGCGCCAGCUCCUAGUCAUGACUCGCGACACUGUUCAUAUUUCUGAAUAGUUUCAUAAUAAAUAACAUUAGAAAGCGCGCGUCUGGUGUGCGAUACUUCCAACUGUCAUGUGCAUGGCGCAUCGGGUGCGACGCCCUUUAAAGUCCAUACAAUGUUAGACUUUGCUACAAUUUUACUGUAACUUACUGCAAAAAUGGCAGAAAAAUACUGCUAGCAUUCUGUACAGUACACUACUGCAAUGUGCAAGGCAUUGUGGGUAUUUUUACUACUUUUACAGUAUCUUACUGUAUAUUAAGGAUUUGCGGUAUUCUACUGUAAGUAAAAGCAGUACUGCUACUGUAAAAAGAUGGUAGACUUUUGAAUGUUAAUCAGUGUCGUUUUUUAUUCAACGGGUUAACGUUGUGACCUGUAGCAUAUAUUAUGCAUGUCCUAAAAUGGUGGUGUCAAGAUAUUUUACUCAACCAAAUGUAGGCAUGGGACGGUAAUGGUUUUCAAGGUAUACUGCAGGUUGGAAAAGUCAAGGUUUUAAUACCGCCAACAUUUUCUGUAAUAUUGUUCCUAAGGUAUGUGUAAGAUUUUAUUUAUUUACACUUUUUUUUUUUAGGACAACAGUAUCUCCAGCAGAAAAGAUAUCCAAAGAUGCCAUUUAAAUCGUAAAUACAUCAAUGUUUUUGAAACUAAUGAAGACAGAAGUUAAUGAUUAAUUUCCAUUAUUUAGCCUGACAUGUUUACUGCUCCAAAAUAUUUUAAAUGUUUCUCAAAAUAGAAUAUAUUGUGUUCAGAGGGGGAAAAACAUUUGUUGUUUACAGACAUUUUAAAAGAAUAUAUUUUAGAGCAGUAAUCACAAUACCGUGAUACUGUGAUAUUUUUAUCCAAAGUUAUCAUACCGUCAGAAUCUUAUACCGGCCCAUGCCUAACCAUAUGUAUAUUCUACCAAUGAUAGAAAACUACUAUGAGGACAUGGUCAGCAACAAUACUCAGGUAGGCUGUGGCAUCCACACAAUGCUUAAUUGGUACUAAUGGGCACAAAGUGUGCCAACAAAAUACCCCCCACACCAUUACACCAGCAGCCUGAACCGUUGAUAAAAGGCAGGAUGGAUCCAUGCUUUCAUUGCUGACGCCAAAUUCUGACCCGACCAUACCAAUGUAGCAGCAGAAAUGGAGACUCAUCAGACCAGGGAACGGUUUUUUAAUCUUCUAUUGUCCAGUUUUGGUGAGCCUGUGUGAAUUGUAGCCUCAGCAUCAACAAGACAUUUGAGAAGCCGCUCACUGGAUAUUUUCUCUUUUUCAGACCAUUCUCUGUAAACCCUAGAGAUGGUUGUGCGUUCAGAGCCCAGUAGAUCAGCAGUUUCUGAAAUACUCAGACCAGCCUGUUUGGCACCAACAACCACACCACUUUCAGAGUCACUUAAUUCACAUUUCUUCCCCAUUCUGAUGCUUUGUUUGAACUGCAGCAGAUCGUCUUGACCAUGUCUACAUGCCUAAAUGCAUUGAGUUGCUGCCAUGUGAUUGGCUGAUUUGAAACUUUGCAUAAACUAGCAGUUGGACAGGUGUACCUAAUAAAGUGACCGGUGAAUGAAUGUUAACAUUAUUAGUGUCAUUUAUAUGCACUGAAUGCUAAAAAGGAAUAA